Darwinula stevensoni is the source of this 1034-nucleotide messenger RNA. The record is from the annotation of a GenBank genome assembly. Lineage: Eukaryota; Metazoa; Arthropoda; Ostracoda; Podocopida; Darwinulidae.
UGUGUUGCCAAGGGCUUCCCUGGUUUUCUCUAUCGCAGCCUUGAACUGCAGACGGGACAAGAGUCUGAGGGGAGAGGGGAGGAAAAAGCAGAAGCCAGUCGCUUGGUAUGCAUUGAACUGGCUUGCAUCCAGUCGGCUGCUGCUCUCCUAACAACGUCCUUAGUGCCCUUUCAGAGAGAAGGAAAACAUGGUUGUGGAUCUUUCACUGAAGAUCUUUGGGCCUUGGCUGAAACAGCCCUCAAGGAAUUUCGGCAUCACCUCGAUCCUCCGAAAUGAGUCAGCAUCAGCUGCACCUGCAGGUCACAUGCAUCGCCCCAGCAACUGGGAUAAGAGGAUCCUGGUCUAUUCUGGAAAAUACAAGAAUGUAGCUGAAGUACCCGACAGUGUCCCGGCAGCUGUGAUGCACAAGGCAAAGAAUAAGUGGCGUAUCAAGGUGAACAUCUGGAUGUGUGUUGCCUGCGUGGCUGCAUGCGUUGCCAUGGUCUACAGUGGGAAGGCGGCACUGGGAAGGGGCGAGGUGGUGUCUGAACGCACUGUUCAGCAUCACAAGGAGCUCAAGGAGGCAAGGAAGAGUUUAGAGUGAACUCAGUCUACCACUUUGCCAAAGGUGGAACUCCGGUCUUCAUGGCCAAACGACGACAAUAAUUGUGUGAUUGCAACUGUUUUAUAUUUUUCUUUUUCUUGUCCUUUUUCCUCUUUGUAUCAUUGUUUCUACUUUGGUUUUAAAGAGCAAGUAUUACUCGAAAGUGAGAUGUGGUUGGAUGUAGGGAUGUUGUUGUUAUAUACUUUACAUGUUCAUUGAUGUUGAAACCUUUUAGAUGAAAGAAUUUGAUAGGUGUCUAAAAAACAAUCUUGUCUACUUUGGUAGUUGCUCUUCCAUCAUUUGUAGAGUAUGAAUCUCGGGGUACAUAUGAGAGUGGAGAAAAGCUUUGAGGGACUAUAGAAAGCUUUGUCUUUGUUAGGAAUUUGUGUUCUGUUGGAUUUUUCUGGUGAAAAAAAAAUUCAAAACCCUUCAAUAAAAAAGUUUUCAUUCA